CAAUAGCUUUGUAGCUGUCGUCUGGAUACCUCUGACUCUGAGGCUAACCGGCCUCGAUCUGGGUCGCUCAAAAGCUCGAUGGAACGGUGCCAAUAGCCUGCGGCGCUGCCGGAAUCUUCUCGCCGGCGACACAGCCGGCCGCCCGCCGCCGCCUCACAGAAGUCUUCUCACACUGUCCCAAUCACACGGCUUCUGGCACCACGUGCUGCACCUACCCGUUGUCCGCUCCAGCCCACCCACUGAAGCCCCACAAACUAGCAUUUACUCUUCUCCCUCUUCCUAGGGUUAGCAAGCUUGAUCUCCUAGGCCUGCGCUGCGCGACUGCGCCUGCGGCCCCGCUGACCGCACCGGCGCCGAGAUGCUAGCCGCCGCUGCGCGACUGCGCCUGCGGCCCCGCUGACCGCACCGGCGCCGAGAUGCUAGCCGCCGCUGCGGCGGCGCGGCCGGUGCCCCUCCGCCGCCCAGGCGCUCUCCUCCGCGCUCCGGUGCCCUGCAGCCUGCCGGCCUCCCGCGUCGCGGCGCCAUUCCCCCGCCGCUCAGCUUCCCUGAAGAUUUCUCAACUCCAGUUAACAGCAACACGAUUUUCAAAAGAGAGUGACUCUGCUGAGGAUGAUGAGCUCCUUUCUGAACUAAGGGAAAAGUGGGAUGCCAUGGGGAACAAGUCCUCUCUUCUCUUGUAUGGUGGUGGAGCAAUCCUCGCUCUCUGGAUAUCCUUGGUUGUGGUCAGAGCUCUGGACUCUGUCCCAUUGCUCCCAGGCUUACUGGAGCUAGUCGGGCUCGGCUACUCGGGAUGGUUUGUGUACCGGUACCUGCUCUUUCAGGAAAAUCGGAAAGAAUUGGCCAAUAACUUGGAUGCUCUAAGGAAAAGGAUUACUGGUGAUGAUGAAUAGCUGUAUCCUGGUUUGAGAUUCUAUUUCUCUGGUGAAACCUUGUAAACUUCUAUUAUUAAUGCCAGUCGAUUUAGGAAUAUUCCAGAAAUAUUCAGAGCUAUUGAGGUAUGGCCUUCCACGCCUUCUGUGCAAUCUGCGUUUCAGCAUGGUGUUCGUUGAAUCUUUUGAUUCCUGAAGAUGCAUCUCUACAUUUCUAGCCGCCCUGAAAUUCUUGUGAUUCCCCAAUUAUACCACCGUGGUUCUCUGUGCUGCCCACAUCAGAAGUUAGCCGUCAGAACGUACAAUUGUAAGAUGUAAAAAUUAUUUGGAAUAAAACCACUUGGUCAAUCAUGCCACACCUUAUAUUGCUA
Molecule: messenger RNA, 1240 nt
Organism: Panicum virgatum (switchgrass)
Lineage: Eukaryota; Viridiplantae; Streptophyta; Magnoliopsida; Poales; Poaceae
Product: protein CURVATURE THYLAKOID 1A, chloroplastic-like
Exons: 5
Coding region: 417-890 (157 amino acids)
Cellular component (GO): chloroplast thylakoid membrane; thylakoid
Source: RefSeq, a predicted model, not a curated record